Messenger RNA from Rotaria sordida, 1174 nucleotides. NCBI's taxonomy places the organism in Eukaryota, Metazoa, Rotifera, Eurotatoria, Philodinida, Philodinidae. The record is from the annotation of a GenBank genome assembly.
UUAUCAGGCUUAUUUUGUACUGACAUAUCACAACAAAUGCAUUUAAACGAUAGCGUAAGAUGUGACCGAUAUAAAACUCACAAAAAACGUAAGAAAUUGAGAUAUUGAAAGAGGAACACUGCGAAGUGGGUCGAAAAAAAGACUAGUUUUGAUGUUUUAGUCGAAAGUUAGAAGUUUGAACAGUAUUCGUGAAGUUCGUCCGUAGAAACAAAAAUUUCACACUUAUAUCUAUCAUCUGAAAGAAAAUUGGUUGAUUAAGUUUGAUAAAUAGUGGAAUUUUACGAGUUUACUUUUUCGGCGGACUUUUGGGAUACCCUAUAGAUUGACUUCUAUGAAAACAAUAGGGAAGUUGUCAGCAAAAUUUCAUUUGAUAUAUAACGCCUUCAACAAAUAGAUAUUCUAGAAAAAUAUCGAUUCUCUAGGAUUUCGAUAUUCCAAAACUGAUUUGAAACGGCUGUCAAUAAGUCCUCAAUUCUUUUAUUUUAAUUAGUCGAGUUGAGUCUUUUAUGUGUUCACAUAUUCUGAUUGAAAAUUGAAAAAUAUGAAUUUUCUCGAUAUCUUAGAUAUUUCUUAGAAAUAGAAAUAUUAAAAAUUGAAUAACUCAAUUUGUUAGAGUUAUUCUCAAAAGACUAGCCAACCACUAUAAGUAAAAAGUCAAUGAAAUUCAAGAAGCACAUGUCAGUGAGUACUGAUAUUAGUUUUCAACUUCAUAUCUACAAAGUUUUUAUAUGAACAAUUGAAAAAUAAGCUUUUACCGACAGAGCGAAAUUGUUCAUGAAGAUUUGAGUAAAAGUUGUCUAUCUCAAUAAAAUCCUAAUAUAGGAUCCCAUCACCUUCAACUUUUCUUAGUCAAUCUCUUAUACUUAUAUGCAAUAUAUUGAAUAAUCAACAGAAAGAAUCACUUCGAACAGUUAAUUCAUUAGUCAACAUAUAUCUAAUAUAGUUUAUAUCCUAUUCAAAUUGAGGUCUUCGUUUUUACAAACUGUUUUCCUGAAUCGUGCCUGUGAAGAUUUGGAUUGGUAUUUUACUUUAUUUGUUUUCUUUUUAGGACGAGAAAGAUAAAAGUGAACGUUUGGCUGACUAUGGAAAAGAAUUACUUGAAUUAGCUAAAACUGGUGUUACGAUUGAUUCUCAAAUGGCACAACAGAUUGCUCAAAAACAUAACGUUUUAUGA